Prunus armeniaca (apricot) is the source of this 432-nucleotide messenger RNA. The record is from the annotation of a GenBank genome assembly. Lineage: Eukaryota; Viridiplantae; Streptophyta; Magnoliopsida; Rosales; Rosaceae.
AUGUCACCCAAAUGGCCGUCGACAAUUAAGGAUGCUACUUCUUGCAACUCGGUGAGCGAAACAGGUAACGUGGCCAAAGAGAUCAGUUCCGCUUCGCCAGCAUUACCAAGGAAAAUACUACUUACCAAGCGAAACCAUUCAACCAUGGCUGGGGAUUCAUCCGGUCAUGGUCAGGCCGUUGCUUCGGCCAAGCCUAAAGUAGUCUUAAGGCCUAAAUCUCUUGUCAUUUGUACUGGCCUAAAGACUAGCAUGACGUACGAGUCAAGUAGUGAUGAAGAUGAUGAUGGAAUAGCAAAAGCUCCAACAAAACGGCCCAAGAAAGAUCCCGUCAUUGAGGAUCUGCCUGACCUUUCCUCACCCAACCAUUCUCAAGAAUUCAUAGGCUUUGAGACCAAAGACCAAUUUGAUUCGUGGUCGACAAUACUGUCAUAG